This is a messenger RNA of Adineta steineri, 594 nucleotides long. Lineage: Eukaryota; Metazoa; Rotifera; Eurotatoria; Adinetida; Adinetidae. The record is from the annotation of a GenBank genome assembly.
AUGGACCAUAAACAGAUUCUGCAAGCAUAUCGAGAUGAAGUAAACAAAAUACAUUCGAGAUUAUCUCAACUAGAAGUGAAUUCAGUAGAACAACGAGUUUCCGAUGAAGUACAUAAAUGGCGACUAAUUUUCGAUACAUCUUCAUCAAAAGAAAUGGAACAGAUAGUUAAUCGAAUGGAAAAACAUAAACAAGCGGAAGUUAGUCAGUUAACCAACGAAUUACGUGAUUCACUCAAUGAAUUCAAAGAACUUCAAUUUAAUCGUCUUACUGAACUUGAUGCUUUUAUCUUAAAAAUAAAUCCUGAUGAUGAAAUUCAACUAAAUUAUGUUAAAUGUCAACUCGGUUCCAUUCUUAACAAAAUAAAUUCUCUUCAUAUCAAUAUUCUUGUACAGAUAGUUGAUCGAUCGAAACGACAACGUUUAUCAACUCCACUUGGUCGAAAUGCACUUCAACUAAUUAAAAUAUUUGAAUUUCAAAAUCCGAAAGGUUUUUCUAGUUUUCUUGAUCGACUGAAAAAUUUUGUUCGUCGUCUAUCAAUUGCCGGUGCAAGUCAUUACAAUGUCUAUGCGAUUGAACACCAGAAACAUUUUUAA